Molecule: messenger RNA, 1366 nt
Organism: Lactuca sativa (garden lettuce)
Lineage: Eukaryota; Viridiplantae; Streptophyta; Magnoliopsida; Asterales; Asteraceae
Gene: ABCI14
Product: trigalactosyldiacylglycerol 1
Biological process (GO): phospholipid transport
Cellular component (GO): ATP-binding cassette (ABC) transporter complex
Source: RefSeq, a predicted model, not a curated record
UCGAUAUUCUCCUUGAAAAUGAUAUGAACCUCUUUUUGGUAGAUGUACUUCCAUGCCGUUAAGCGUUUCCAUCUAAACUUCCAUCUCUGCCCUUCUCUUCAGUACCUUCGCUCCGGCUCCGCUGUCGCCAACGCCACGGCUGCCCUCAACCGGUUCGAAUUGGGGAUAUACAGGAUUUAGAGAGUAAGGUGAGCUCUGAAUCAUGCAAACAGCUGCACAUCAUUCCAUAACCUGUUACUUACCUAGCAGGUAUCAUUCCACAAAAACAUGGAUGAAAAUUAGAAACCCAAAUCAAAUUCAAACCCAACUUUCCAAAAGACCUAAUUUGAUUAUUGGAGUUCAAAAUGGUCAGAAGUUCGGAUCUUUUAUCAGACCCACAUUGUUUCUUGACCCAAAAACCAAGAUUUUUGCAAUCCCAGAUGAUGGCCACCUGUCAUCUGUUUGUGUGUCAGAAGAUAACAAAAACCCAAACCCAAACCAAGAACCCGACCCGGAACCAUUAUUCAGCAAAUGGUCACCUCCAAGAUACCUAUGGAGAGGACUAUCCGUAUUCAUCUUAGCGGGUCAAGUAAUAAUCCGUAUCCUGAAAGGCAAAAUCCACUGGAUAAACACCCUCCAACAGCUAGAAAGAGUGGGUCCAAAAUCAGUAGGUGUGUGUCUGUUAACCUCAGCAUUUGUAGGCAUGGCCUUCACAAUCCAGUUUGUUCGUGAGUUCACCCGGUUAGGACUCAACCGGGCCGUGGGUGGGGUCCUAGCCCUAGCCUUCACCCGGGAGUUAUCCCCCGUGAUCACCUCCAUCAUAGUGGCGGGCCGUAUCGGGUCCGCAUUUGCUGCUGAAUUAGGAACAAUGCAAGUGUCUGAACAGAUUGAUACAUUAAGGGUUUUAGACACUGACCCUGUUGACUAUUUGGUUACCCCUCGAGUGAUUGCUUCUUGUGUGGCUUUACCCUUUUUGACCCUCAUUUGUUUCACUGUUGGGAUGGCUUCUAGUGCGAUUUUGGCUGAUGGGGUUUAUGGGAUUAGUAUUAAUAUUAUAUUGGAUUCGGCUCAAAGGGCACUUAGGUCAUGGGAUAUAAUUAGUGCCAUGAUUAAGAGUCAGGUUUUUGGAGGGAUUAUAUCAAUUGUCAGCUGUGCUUGGGGGGUUACUACUUUGGGUGGUGCUAAAGGUGUUGGUGAAUCCACUACUUCUGCUGUUGUUAUUUCGCUUGUUGGGAUUUUUAUAGCCGAUUUUCUGCUUUCUUAUUGGUUUUUUCAAGGAGCCGGUGAUUCUCUCAAGAAUUUGUAAUCUUUAUAUCUUUGUUUAUGUAAUGGAUUCAGUUGAGAUAUCACUUAAUUUGACAAGGUGUAUACGGGUAUUUCUUUUUUA